AGCUGUGACUGACAUUUAGGAAAGCAGAGCACACAGACUAAAAUGUUAGACUGACACACCUACUGUCUGGAACUUCUUGAUUCGUUUUGAAGUCUGGAGGCGACUUCAACGGAGAAAUGUUUGUGGCACUAUAGAAAACAAUUCUGAAAUUUAGGGUUAUUGCAUAGCUGUGAUUGGGCCUGUGCACCCAAAAACAAAAGGCAGGAAAAGAACAAAACUUUUUCCAUAGACUUCGAAGAAGGCCUGAGUGUAACAGGCCAAAAAAAGAUGACGGAAAAUGACAGGUGCACAACUGUGGAGAAAUAUGUCGGUGAGAUUAAAGGAGGACUAAGGCCAACCAUGAAAAUCACUAUCAUGGGGGUAAUAUGCCCUUCCCCCAAGAGUUUUUCAGUGACUUUGCUCUGUGACCCCAUGGAUGCCAGUCUGGACAUUGGGCUGUUGCUUGCAGUCAGCUUUCUUGAGAAAUCCAUUGUCCGGAAUUCACGGAUUGCUGGGAAAUGGGGUAAAGAGGAAAAGACCAUUCCCUACUUCCCAUUUACAGCAGGGGAGUCGUUUAAGAUGGAGCUCUUGUGCGAGCAUCAGCAGAUUCGGGUCUUGCUUGAUGGACGUCAACUCUGCAGUUUCACUCACCGCAUACAGCCUAUGCAAAGGGUGACAGCUUUACAAAUCUCCGGAGACGUCAAGCUCACCAAGGUGGCUUGAAGAAAAGAAUAUAUAAUCCCAUGUCUCCCCUUGGUUGCUGAAGAAAUGUUCUCCCUAUGCCAUUGGAUGUUGUUCUUUACUUUUGCUCUUAUGUGUGCUUCUUGAGAUUUUAAAUGAAGGCCGAGCUCUAUAAAUAGCCCUGUUAUACCUUGAUAUGUUGCAGCAAUA
Molecule: messenger RNA, 870 nt
Organism: Lacerta agilis (Sand lizard)
Lineage: Eukaryota; Metazoa; Chordata; Lepidosauria; Squamata; Lacertidae
Product: galectin-related protein A-like
Exons: 5
Coding region: 268-702 (144 amino acids)
Molecular function (GO): carbohydrate binding
Source: RefSeq, a predicted model, not a curated record